This is a messenger RNA of Onthophagus taurus, 2429 nucleotides long. Its product is annotated as ATP-dependent RNA helicase DDX42. The record is from RefSeq and is a predicted model, not a curated record. Lineage: Eukaryota; Metazoa; Arthropoda; Insecta; Coleoptera; Scarabaeidae. Gene Ontology annotation, molecular function: ATP binding; RNA helicase activity; nucleic acid binding.
UAUGAAGUUUUUUUGCUGUCAAUUUUUACCGCAUAACCGCAUUUAUUUCAAUAUUCAUGCGAAAAAAUGCAAUUUAAACUUUAAACCCUUUCUAUUUAAUUAAAAACAGUGUUAGUGCUUGACUAAAACUCACCAUAACCCAUAAAAAUGAGCAGUUUUAACUAUACCGGCUUCCAAAUGGGCAAAACCAAAGGAAGUCAUAACGCGGUUCCUCCUCCGCCGUCUUCUGGAGUAAGCAAACAAGGUUAUUCCACGAUGAAUGCAAUCAGCCAAAACGCAAUGUCCGCCGCUUGGGGUGGCAGCAGAAAACGGGCGGUCACAGAAGACGAAUAUUUUGAAGAGGAUGAGGAAGAUGCUACUCCCGCUCUCGCUUAUAUCCCUGCACCUGGAAGUCCUACGGCUGUCCAACAAGAACAAAAAGAUGAGGUUGAAGAGGAGGACGAUGAAGAAGAUGACCCCCUCGAUGCUUAUAUGGCCGGAAUACAACAGCAGAUGCAAGUUGAGAAACAUUCGAAUCGGCCUCAAAAAACAGGGGUAAGAAACGAUUUAGAAGAAGAAGACGAUGAAGAAUCUUAUUAUCGUUACAUGGAAGAAAAUCCAAACGCCGGUUUACUCCCGGUUGAUGACGACAAUUUAGAUAUAGAAUACGAUGAAGACGGGAACCCAAUUCCCCCUGAAAAAAAGAAAAUAAUCGAUCCACUCCCCCCAAUCGAUCACUCAACAAUAAAUUACCCCCCAUUUGAAAAAGAUUUUUACAAACUCCACCCCGAAAUAGAAAAUCUAACAUCAUCGAAAGUCAACGAAUUACGUAAAACUUUAGGGUUAACAGUUUCCGGAAAUUCAACUCCGAGCCCUGUAGCAGCUUUCGCCCAUUUUAAUUUAGACGAGAAACUUUUAAAAGCAAUUAUAAGAGCUGAGUAUAUAACCCCAACCCCGAUUCAAAGCCAAGCUGUUCCUUGUGCUUUACUCGGGCGAGAUUUGUUAGGUAUCGCUCAAACUGGUUCAGGUAAAACGGCCGCUUUUUUAUGGCCAUUAUUAAUGCAUGUAGCCGCCCAACCUCCCGUAGAAGCCGGAGAAGGCCCCAUCGGACUUAUUUUAGCUCCAACUCGUGAAUUAGCUCUGCAAAUUUACAACGAAGCGAGAAGAUUUGCUCGCGUUUAUGAUGUAAGGGUUUUAUGCGCUUAUGGAGGUGGUUCAAAAUGGGAACAAAGUCAAGCGUUAAAAGAAGGGGCUGAAAUUAUUGUUGCAACUCCUGGAAGAAUAAUCGAUCAUAUUAAAGGGGGAGCUACUAAUUUGCAAAGGGUGACGUUUUUGGUUUUGGACGAAGCCGAUAGGAUGUUUGAAUUAGGUUUUGAACCGCAAGUCCGGUCAGUUUGUAAUCAUGUUCGACCUGAUCGACAAACGUUGUUAUUUAGCGCAACGUUUCGAAAAAGAAUCGAGAAAUUAGCUAAAGAUGCUUUAAAUGAUCCCAUUAAAAUUUCGCAAGGAGUUUUAGGCCAAGCAAAUGAAGAUGUAACUCAGCACGUUUUACUCCUUCCAAAUCAACUUGCUAAACGAGAAUGGUUAUUUGAUAAAUUAGUUGAAUUAUUGUCAGCUGGUUCUGUUUUAGUUUUCGUAACGAAAAAAUUAGAUGCGGAACAAGUCGCAAAAGAUUUACAAGUAAAAGAAUUUGAAUGUUUGCUCUUACACGGCGACAUGGAACAAGCCGACAGAAACAAAGUGAUUAUGAGUUUUAAAAAGAAGGAUUGUUCGUUGUUGGUUGCGACGGAUGUUGCAGCAAGAGGGUUGGAUAUCCCCCAUGUUCGAACUGUUAUCAAUUUUGAUAUUGCGAGAGAUAUUGAUACCCAUACACAUCGUAUUGGGAGAACCGGUCGAGCUGGAACACAUGGUGAUGCUUACACUUUACUUACCGAUAAAGAUAAAGAAUUCGCUGGGCAUAUUGUGAGAAAUUUGGAAGCGGCACAUCAAGAAGUUCCGCAAGAAGUUUUAGAUUUAGCAUUACAAAGUAGUUGGUUUAGAAAAGCAAGGUUUAAGAGAAAAGAUCAAAAUCCAAAUAUAGGUGGACUUGGUUUAGGUUUUAAAGAGAAAGUAAAUCGUCCGCAGGCGCAAAAUGCUUCGACGUCUUCUUCAUCGGGGGGUCAACAACAACAAGCGUCAAGGGGGCCGGCUACUGAUCGGUUGUCGGCGAUGAAAGCUGCUUUUAGAGCACAAUACCAAACACAGUUCACAGCUAGUUCGGAUGUUCCACAAUCGCAAACUCCAACACAACCAACAAGAAAGAAAAGUCGGUGGCAGUAAUAAUGGAUAAUUUCUAAAUAAAGUUUAAAAAAUGAAAAAGUAAAUAUAGGUAACAAAUUAUGUUGAAGUAAUCUUCCCUAAUAUUUUACUAUAAUAUGUAAUUAUCUUACAAAUAAAGUGUUUAUAGAUUA